Molecule: messenger RNA, 1095 nt
Organism: Suillus clintonianus
Lineage: Eukaryota; Fungi; Basidiomycota; Agaricomycetes; Boletales; Suillaceae
Product: tRNA-specific 2-thiouridylase
Exons: 8
Coding region: 1-1095 (364 amino acids)
Biological process (GO): tRNA wobble position uridine thiolation
Cellular component (GO): mitochondrion
Molecular function (GO): sulfurtransferase activity
Source: RefSeq, a predicted model, not a curated record
AUGUCCGGAGGAGUGGAUUCUUCCGUCACCGCAAAAUUACUAGCGGACAAAGAUUAUGACCUAUCAGCAGUGUUCAUGCGCAAUUGGGAUACGCGCGACGAGUCUGGUUCAGAUCAUGGGUGUGAGUGGGAGAAAGACUGGGAGGACGUCAGACGCGUGUGCGGGGUGCUCGAUAUACCUUGUAAAAUGGUAGAUCUCUCCCGUGAAUACUGGACGCGGGUAUUCGAGCCCUCUUUGAAGUCCUGGGAGAGCGGUAUCACGCCUAAUCCUGACGUGUGGUGUAACAAAGAAGUGAAAUUCGGCGCAUUGCUUGACCGCCUGACUGAGGAUCAUGGACUUUCAAACACUCCAUGGAUUGCAACUGGCCACUACGCAAGCAAAGAUUGGAAAAACCAUAACGGCGUUUCACGACCAAGGCUUCUUCGUCCUUGCGACGUUACAAAAGACCAGACUUAUUAUUUAUCUUCAAUCCCUGAACAUAGCCUUUCUCGUGCUCUGUUCCCUCUAGGAACCAUAAAGAAGACAGAAGUCAGAGAACUUGCCGUAAAGUGGAACUUACCAACGGCAGCCAGAGCAGAAAGCAUGGGGAUAUGUUUUGUGGGGGAGAAACGCAAAUUCCACGACUUUAUAUCCCAAUAUAUACCACCCAAACCUGGGCCGAUCAUCGAUCUGGAAACAGGACUCCAAGUGGGUGAACAUGCAGGACCAUGGAAUUUCACUAUAGGUCAGGGUGCUAAAGUGAAGGGUCUCAAAGAGAAGACCUUUGUGGUAAAGAAAGAUAUCCCGAAGAACAUAAUAUACGUCGUUUCUGGAACGGAUCAUCCAGCAUUAUACGCACAAUCUCUGACUGUUCGUGAUUGGACUUGGAUAUGGGCUGAUAGCCCACCGAAAGAGCUCGUGAACCCCGGCGGUCUCAAAGCGGGUAUAAAAUUCCGGCAUGUGAUGUCUGACAUAGGCUGCUCUGUAUACUCUGACAAUGGCCACAUUCGCAUAGAUUUCGAUGAACCGCAGAAGGCUGUUGCACCAGGACAAGUUGCAACUGUUUACAUUGAAAAUUGGUGUUUAGGAUGCGGUACCAUCGUGGACGUAGCUUAG